Lolium rigidum is the source of this 870-nucleotide messenger RNA. RefSeq names its product AT-hook motif nuclear-localized protein 20-like. Gene Ontology annotation, molecular function: minor groove of adenine-thymine-rich DNA binding; DNA-binding transcription factor activity. The transcript has a single exon. Gene Ontology annotation, cellular component: nucleus. The record is from RefSeq and is a predicted model, not a curated record. Bases 1 to 870 code for a protein of 289 amino acids. NCBI's taxonomy places the organism in Eukaryota, Viridiplantae, Streptophyta, Magnoliopsida, Poales, Poaceae.
AUGGCGAACCGGUGGUGGGACGGCCAUUUGGGACUGCCGGGCGUGGCGCCGGAGCAACCAUCUGGCUCGUCGGGCCCGAAGUCCGAUGCGCUCGCCCUCGCCGUCGUCAAGGACCCUGAGCCCAGCCCGACGUCCGGUGGCGGUGUGGCGGCCGAGCACGCGGACGAGACCAACGAGUCUGGUGGUGGCGAGCCGCGCGAUCCGGGCACGGUGGUGGCGGCCCCCAACCGGCGGCCACGGGGCCGCCCGCCGGGGUCCAAGAACAAGCCGAAGCCACCCAUCUUCGUGACGCGGGACAGCCCAAACGCGCUGCGCAGCCACGUGAUGGAGGUGGCCGGCGGCGCCGACGUUUGCGACUCCAUCGCCCAGUUCUCGCGCCGCCGCCAGCGCGGCGUCUGUGUGCUCAGCGGCGCCGGGACCGUCGCCAACGUGGCCCUCCGCCAGCCGUCGGCACCCGGUGGCGCCGUCGUGGCCCUCCACGGCCGCUUCGAGAUCCUCUCGCUCACAGGCACCUUCCUCCCGGGGCCCGCGCCGCCGGGAUCCACAGGGCUCACCGUGUACCUGGCUGGCGGGCAGGGACAGGUGGUCGGCGGCAGCGUCGUGGGCCCGCUGGUCGCCGCGGGCCCGGUCAUGGUGAUCGCGUCCACGUUCGCCAACGCCACCUACGAACGCCUGCCGCUCGAGGAGGAGGAGGAGGGGUCGGGCCCGCCGAUGCACGGCGGGGUCGAGCCGCCGCCGUCUCUCAUGGCCAGCGGCGGCGGGCACGGGAUGCACGACCCGUCGAUGUUCAACUUGCCGCCGAACAACGGGCACCUCGGCGGCGGCGGCGACGGGUUCCCUUGGGCGCCGCACUCUCGCGCUCCCUACUGA